AGUAAAAAACCCGCCCUUGGACCUUUGUUUUCAACGAUCUCAAAUCUGCUGAUGAGUGGAUAGUGAAGCCAUGGAUUCAACUUCUUUGUUCUUGGAUGGUGUCACCUGGAGGAAGUGCCGCGCCCACAAGCCAUGAGGUGGGACACAUAAGCAAAGAAUGCAGAGGUCGCUUGGUCUGUACUGUCUGUCACCAACAACAUCCCAGUGUCCUGCACAUUGACAAGGAAAGUACAAAAGCUUUCUCCAGAUGUCCACAGAUUCCUCUGAGAACCACGUCCACCAUGACUCAAACCUGUAGUCAUAUUAAGGUCUGUGAUGAAGAUAAUUCAAUUCUCUCUAUUGUUGCAGUUCAAGUUAGGAGUCCAACAACCAACUCAACCGUGCAGACAUAUGCAUUUCUGGACCCGGGCAGCACAGCGACAUUCUGCACAGAGAGUCUAGCCAGAAAGCUGCAACUGAAAGGCAAAAGAACAAGCAUUCAGCUGCAAACGAUGGGUCAUAAAGACAUUGAGGACAUUAACCAGUGGCCAUACCUGCAAAGUAUCAAGCUCCACAACAUAGAUGCUGAUGUAGAUUUGCUCAUUGGCACAAACGCACCUAAAGUAAUGGAGCCAUGGGAGCUGAUAAACAGCCAGGAUGAUGGCCCAUAUGCAGUUUGGACUCGAGUUGGUUGGGUCAUCAAUGGACCACUUAGGAGUGAAAGGAAAAAGACAGACUUUCAUGCUUUCACCGCAAACAGGAUUUCUGUUCAAAAUCUGGAAACAAUGUUGAUUGAACAAUAUAAUCAUGAUUUCAAUGAAAAAACAUCCCAAGAACAGAUUGAAAAUUCCAGAGAAGAUAGCAAGUUUAUGGAUAUCAUGAACAAUACAGCACAUUUAAUCAAUGGACAUUAUUGUAUUGAUUUGCCUUUUAAGGCUGAAAAUCCUACCUUGCCAGUGAACCGCUGUAUUGCAGAGCAACGUCUUCAAAGCCUGAAAAAGAAGUUUGAUAAAAGCCUCACCUUCAAGAAAGAUUACAUUGCUUUUAUGGAUGACAUGAUAUGUAACGGAUACGCUGAAGUUGUUCCUGAUGACCACUUGGUGGGCAGUGAGGGAAAAGUGUGGUGUAUAUACCCCACCAUGGUGUUUAUCACCCCAGAAAAGGCAAACUAA
Cyprinodon tularosa is the source of this 1151-nucleotide messenger RNA. RefSeq lists its product as uncharacterized. The transcript is spliced from 3 exons. Bases 96 to 1151 code for a protein of 351 amino acids. The record is from RefSeq and is a predicted model, not a curated record. Lineage: Eukaryota; Metazoa; Chordata; Actinopteri; Cyprinodontiformes; Cyprinodontidae.